This is a messenger RNA of Eruca vesicaria subsp. sativa (arugula), 638 nucleotides long. NCBI's taxonomy places the organism in Eukaryota, Viridiplantae, Streptophyta, Magnoliopsida, Brassicales, Brassicaceae. The record is from the annotation of a GenBank genome assembly.
AUGGUUAAGAGAUUUGAACCGGAGUCCAUCACUAUAGAGUCUCCGACUUUCUCUGACUUUACAACAACAACAUCGUCCCUCUUCGCCGCCAAAGUUUUCUUCAGAGAUCUUUCGUUUCUCCGAUUUUUGUUAGACGAAGACUCUGCUCCUAUAAUGUCAGGAAGAAAGGAAACGGUGUUGGAUUUGGCCAAGUUUGUUGAUAAGGGUGUGCAAGUUAAGCUCACUGGUGGUAGACAAGUCACUGGAACUCUUAAGGGAUACGAUCAGUUGCUUAACCUUGUUCUUGAUGGGGCUGUAGAGGCUGUUCGAGAUCAUGAUGAUCCUUUGAAGACCACUGACCAGACAAGACGCCUCGGUUUAAUUGUUUGCCGUGGAACUGCAGUGAUGCUCGUUUCACCAACUGAUGGAACUGAAGAAAUCGCUAACCCUUUCGCUCAACCAGAAGCUGUCUAAAAGAGUUUCUUCCAAAAAUAACAUUAUGCCUCUCUCUCUAUUAGUUUAUCUUGGAGUUUUAGAGAGUAUUCAAUGUAUCUGGCAUAACUUCGUGUCUUUGUUAUAACUUUUCCGACCAAACUUGAAUUUCAGUUGCUGUAAUAAAAUCAGUUAAACGUUUCACUAAAACAUCAUUUGCCGUGGAA